CCAUUAAUUUCUACAUAUACCUUUUCAGAUGUGCCUGCACAUUCACAGAUCUCACUGCACUUGCAAAUUGCUAAAACUACCUAGUUUUGUCUGUCGAAACAACUUGCAAAUGAUGUUGUCACUUGGUGGAUUUCAUGCCACCACCACCAAAUCCACAAACAAGACAGUGUCUGAUGGAGUUGGCACAAGCCAAGUGUGGUAUAUAUAGUGUAUGUUUUGGUGAAAUGGAAGUUAUCACUAUACUGGCAUGUGUGUUUCCAGUGAAGAGCACUGAUACUUGAUGCUAAGAGAAAUCAUGUUAAGCUUAAAAUCAGUGAGUUUGUGUUGGACUAUUGCUGUAUGCCUUAGUUCUAUGAAAGAAACAAAUAGCUGAAUCAGUUUCUUGUCAUGUUUGGCUAAUAAAGCUGAUUAUGAACUCGAGGAAGCUACGAGUUCAAACACAUGGAUGCUUCACAAACCUCUUCAACCCUGUACCACGGAACAUUUGUAUAAUCAGCACAGGUUCAAUGUGGACGCCCGAGAUUAGCAUCACUAGUUCGGUAUCCAAAUAGUAACCAAACAUGAGACAUGGUCACUUAACAAAUUUUUAUCAGUUCAUGCUUGAGUCCUCGUGCAUAUAAUGAAAUUCUCUCAAUAUUGCAUUCGCAAGAACAAAAACCCCAAAAACUUAAUAGCCCCGGCCAUGAAGGCAGAUUUUCACUUGAAUCAGUGAUAUAUGUUGUCUUCAUCAUGAAUAAUUUAGUCCUUUAACACUGCAUAUAAUAAGUCACUCUCUGAGCUGUUUGAACUGUGUGAAGUUCAAGUUUUGACAUUUUGCGAGACAUAUCACCCCUGAAAACUAGCAAACCUCAAGCUUGAGGUCUCUUUUAUCUUAUGAACCAACACCCACUCUAACUUCUGGGUUUUCCCUGUAAGGCUUUCGAAGUUAGAAGUGGAAAACAACUAGUGAAAGGAAAUUAUUAAAUCUAGAGUAUUUUGAAAAAGUCUCACUCUCAGCUUGUUUCUCUUCUCAACACAGUCGGCACUCGGAUCUCUGAGGGACUAUAAACAUGAGGGAAAUAGCUAAACAAGAAAAGAUAUGAGCUGAUUUUUUUCAAGAUUUGUGCCUUGAUAAGAAAACCCUGACGGCAUUACAGAGACCCACUGACGACAUUUCUGAGCUACAAUGACUGGGCUGUCUGUACUUUUGUAAUUCUUAUCAGCUUGCACUUGAAAAUCUGCUGCAUCAUGCUGUGUGGGUUCUGAGAGAAUAAGCUGAGAUGAAUCUCCACUCCCCACUUUGGAGAGUCAUCAUUAUUAUACUUCUCAAUUUUUCCAACAAGCGUGGUCCUCUGCUCCCUGGUGGGUGCCAGCGUUUCGUUGGCUGUGGCUCCCUCACAGUAGAACCAGCCCCACUCUUCCUCUUGGGCUCCAACCUAACACUGCACUGCCACAUCGCCAAAUGUCAGCAGAGGUCCAAAAUAUCCCUGGAGCUGAAUGGUGAAACCUUGGCUCCUUGGGGGAAAGUCAACUCCACUACGGUCAUAUUUAAUUUGUUCAAUGUCUGGAUGCCGCUGUCCAUAGUGCGCUGCAAGCUGCAGGGUGAUUCGUGGGCUGAGAUUGUUGGUGGACUGGACCUACAGGGUGGUCUCCCUCCAGAUAAACCUAAAAAUAUUAUCUGUGAGACAUCAAGAAGUUCGGAUUUUAUUGAGUGUGCGUGGGAGAGAGGACAAGAAACACAUCUCAAAACUGCCUAUAACAUUUCAGUCAGCAGAGCAAAUGGAACUCAGGUCCUGUUAGAUCACAUCGAGGAUGCUGAAGAAAUCACCCUUCCACGAGCAAUGAUAGAUGAAGACACUCAGUAUCAGUUGAUUAUCACAGCUUACAACCACUUUGGAGCAUCAAGGUCUGAUCCAGUCAUUAUCUGUGUAAAGGAAAUCGUUAUACCAGAGACACCUCAUAUUAUGCAGAUGGAGUCCGUGAAUAAGUCCAUAGCAGUCUUGCUGCAUUGGAAAAUCACUGAAUCCUCAGAGCAUCUCAGUUCCUGUAUCAGGCUCCGCACAGAUAAUGGCCCCUGGAAAACAGGAAAGUUAACAGAGCUCAGACAGGGUCUGAUUCAAGUGGAAGGCUUGAAGCCUCUGACUUACUAUGAGUUCCAGAUGAGAACAUGUAACCCAACAUCAGGACAGACCCCUACCUGCACUCCCAGCUUCACAAGCAACAGGUCAGUCUGCAGCAAAUGGAGUCCAUCUGUGAGGGGGAGAAGCCCAGGAAAAGCUCCGUCUGAGGAGUUGCAUGUGUGGACGAUGUUGGGCAGCCAAGGAGCAAAUAGGAAGCAGAUGGUGACAGCUUUGUGGAAGCCUCCACCUCCAGAAGAUUACAGCGGCGAGGUGCAACAUUACCAGAUCACUAUUGGUAAUGAGCGGAAACUGGAAGUGGCCUGUCAUCCUGCUUUGAACCAGUGUUCAUUUCAGGUUCCAGCAGAGGUCCAGGCCCUGAGCAUCAGGGCUGUCACUUUGUAUGGGGCGUCCCCACCAGCGAAUGUGCCUCUCACACACUCUGGUGAUUUUGGGCCUGUUUUGAGAGAGCUGGUUCCUUCAGCUAAUGGCAGUGCUGUGUUGGUCGCCUGGUCAUGGCUGUCGAACAAACACUGGUCAGCACCUGGAGGAGAGCUGCUGCACUACGUGUUACAAUGGACAACUGUACCUGAGGCAGAACUGCAGUGGCAAAAACUGCCUAAACAUCAAAACAGCACAUCCAUCAUAGGCCUGACUGCAGGCGUGAGAUACAACAUUUCUCUGUAUGCUGUGACGACCAGAGGUGUGAGUGCUCCAUCUUCUGGCCUGAUCUACUCCAAAGAGCAGAAGCCAGUGUCUGGUCCCAGCCUGUCAGUACUGCUCCAUGAGGAAAGACAGAUUUACAUCCAGUGGGAUGAGCUGCCUGUAAACCAGCAGAGAGGCUUCAUCACAAAUUACACCAUUUAUGUCCAGACGCUGAACUCCAGAAACACUAAACCCAGCGUGAUGGUGUCUGGCUCUGAUGCCAGACAGAAGUGGCUGGACUGUCAUGGAGGAGCUCUGGCUCUGCAGGUGAGCGCGUCCACCUCAGCGGGAGAAGGACCUCGGGGGAACUGGAUCUUCUCUCAGCCUAAACCCCCUGCAGUUGGCCUGGAGAUUGUGAUUGUUUUCAUCAUUAUCUUCCUUAUAGUGAUCAUAACCAACCUGAUGUUCUGCAGUUGUGUUAGGGAAAGGAUCAAACGGAAAUGUACGACCUGGAGACCUGCCUGGUUUCACAAUAACUUGCCAAAACUAGACAACAGUGUUGCUAUCAGACUACUGGAGCAGGACAGAAGUGAACUAGCCUUCUCGUCCUCCUACAGUGACCCUCCGCUGUCCCCCAUCAGUUUGAUCUCGCAGGAGGACGGUUAUGACGUGUACCCCAACAUGCACUUUGAAAUAUGCCAAGCUGCAUCAGGACAGUCCCCGGUGGAGACACCUUUCCCUAUGUCAGAUCCUGGGACAGUGCUUGCCGACAGCCCUAUGGAACAUGUCAGCUACAAACCCCAGAUUGCUAUGUUAGCUCCAGACAUAGAGGACAUGAUGGACACAGAAGAAGAGGAGAGGGAUGUGCCAACUACUGUGGAGGAAGACAGAUGUUCAAGUGUAUUUGAAGGAUUACUGGAAGGCUUUCUGUCCAACGUGGAGGUGAACCUCUCUGGUUCACCUCUGAGGCUGACUCUCGGCUCUGUUUGCACCCCUUUGUGGCCUGAAACUCCUGAAAGAACAAGGGUCUCGAAUGGAGGUGUCUUACUGGGAAGGAAGGACACUGAGAACAAUGUGGAAGCCGACUCUCCCUCUCUGGAUCCACAGCAGGGUGAAACAAUGCCUCGUGAUACAGCAGACACAGCUUGUUUGUCUCAGUAUACAGCUGAGGCAUUGCUGAGUGGUGGUUAUUUCCCUCAGGCAGCUGCUCUGUGAUACACAGAGGUAGCAGGGACAAAGGGGAUGAGACAAACUGCUCAAGCUGCACUACUAAACUGAUUUUCUACAAAGCAUUAUUCAAGCACUACUUGACCUCAGUGACUGUGUAAUAAGAGAAAACCAUACUUCAGAUGAUCUGUAACCAUCAGGUCUGUAAAAACCAAGUUAAUAAAUGGAUAAGAUAUGUUUAUAUUGAGUUUGAUUGAAUAUGUGUCAGUCAGUCAGUUCAUCACUUUGGUCCAGACUGAAAUAUCUCAGCAACUACUGCAUGUGGAUUGUGAUAAAACUUUGUACAGACAUUCAUCAUCCCCAGAGGGUGAAUCAUACUGACUUUGGUGAUGCCCUGACUUUUCCUCAACCACCAUCAUCAGAUUAAGAUCGUCAGAUUAAGAUAAUCCGAUUAAGAUCAAAUUCUAAUUUGUCCAAAACUUUGACCGAAUACCUUCAACCUGAGUGUGAAAUUCUUCCAACACACACGCAGACAAAAAUCAGUUUGGGGUUUCCGUGGUACAGAUA
This is a messenger RNA of Scatophagus argus, 4475 nucleotides long. RefSeq names its product interleukin 23 receptor (gene il23r). Bases 1260 to 3956 code for a protein of 898 amino acids. The record is from RefSeq and is a predicted model, not a curated record. Gene Ontology annotation, molecular function: cytokine binding; cytokine receptor activity. The transcript has 19 exons. Gene Ontology annotation, biological process: cytokine-mediated signaling pathway. Gene Ontology annotation, cellular component: external side of plasma membrane; signaling receptor complex. NCBI's taxonomy places the organism in Eukaryota, Metazoa, Chordata, Actinopteri, Scatophagidae.